CCACCAUUUCUGGACUUACUGAGUCUAACCUCACAAUUCCACCAGUAUAUUAUUACACUGUGAAAACGUCUUCUAUGUUUAAUUUCAUUAAAAUAUAAACAAAAAUGGCUCUAAAUAUGUUAACUAAGGUCACAAAUUUAUUAAAAGGAACAUCCCAAGUCCUAAACACCUCCGUAAGAACAAAAUGGGUUAAUGCAAGAAUGAUACGCGACGUAAAACGACGUGUGAUGGCUACUGAUAUGGCCAAAGAUCGUCUACGCGUCAACUCGCUGCGAAAGAACGAUAUCCUGCCUCAGGAGCUUCGCGAUAUAGCAUCCGCUGAGCUGCAUGCAUUUCCGCGUGAUUCCUGUCCUCGUCGCAUUGUCAACCGUUGCGUCCUUACUUCACGUCCACGAGGAACCAUAGUCAAGUGGAGGGUCAGUAGGAUUAUGUUCAGACAUCUUGCUGAAUACAAUAAAUUAGCAGGUGUACAAAAAGCUUUGUGGUAAUGAAAUUCAGCUGAAUCACAAUUAUACCAACAGAUUAUUAGUUAAUUAAUAAAUAACAUAUCCACAAAGAA
Messenger RNA from Dalotia coriaria, 559 nucleotides. RefSeq names its product mitochondrial ribosomal protein S14 (gene mRpS14). Gene Ontology annotation, cellular component: ribosome; mitochondrial small ribosomal subunit. Gene Ontology annotation, biological process: translation. The record is from RefSeq and is a predicted model, not a curated record. The coding region runs from base 105 to 488 and encodes 127 amino acids. Gene Ontology annotation, molecular function: structural constituent of ribosome. Lineage: Eukaryota; Metazoa; Arthropoda; Insecta; Coleoptera; Staphylinidae. The transcript has 2 exons.